CAGGUACAUCGAAAUGUGGAUUCUGACCAUAGGCACGCUACUCAUGAUGCGACUACAGUUGUGGCUUGGCGAAGACAACUGCUUCAUUGGGAUCACAGUCAUUCACUAUAAGAAGCAUCAUAUUCGUAGUUGAAUUUUGAACUCCAGCCUGUUCCGAACAUCAUCAGUUUACAUCAUUUACAAUACUACCUCCCCUACCAACCCAUAGCGUCUCUGACCUCUCAAUCUCAAAAUGACUACCCGUAAUAUCGAAGGAUUCGCGGUUCCUUUCUUGCCCGCGAGGCGCACCUUUGCGAACGUCUGGACCGAGUAUGAGCCGAAUAAACGGGUUAUUCUCCCAAAAGAGUACGCCUAUAUUGGCGUUCCUGCAACCAAGACCAGUGGAUUGGAGAAGUUCGAAGCGCCAGACCCGGCAGACUGGUGUCCCCGUGGAUACGCUGUCAUACAAGCUGACGCGAGAGGCACUUUCAAUUCUGAAGGCGACAUGCACCAAUUUGGCUCUCAAGAGGCUCACGAUGGGUAUGAUCUCAUCGAAUGGACGGCCAAACAGCCAUGGUGCAACGAGAACGUUGCAACUGUUGGAAACUCGUGGCUAGGAAUCAUGCAGUGGUUCAUUGCUGCCGAAAAGCCCCCUCAUUUGAAGGCCAUUGCACCCUGGGAGGGUGCAGGCGACUUUUAUCGUCAAACACUCUGUCGCGGAGGGAUUCCGAACCCUCUAUUUUGGGGGCAUGGAUUCUACGAGGACGUUGCUAGUAUGAUCGAAGCCUAUCCGCAUAUGAAUGCGUACUGGGAAGACAAGAACCCGGAUAUUACUAAGAUUGACGUUCCGAUGUAUGCGUGUAUGAGCUACUCUACGGGGCUCCAUACAGAAGGGUCAUUCAGAGGUUGGAAGUAUGCUUCAUCGAAAGACAAAUGGCUCCGCAUUCACGGAACUCAGGAAUGGCACGACCUUUACAAACCUGAAAACAAUGACGACCUCCAGCGUUUUCUUGACCGUUACCUGCUGAACAAAGAAAAUGGCUGGGAGAAUACCCCGAAAGUUCGGCUUUCUCUAUUGCGUUUCGGGGACCGACUUCCUAUUGUUGAACGUCCCGAGGAUGACUAUCCUCCAGCACGUACCCAAUAUCAUACGAUGUAUCUCGAUGCUGGCAAGAGAUCGCUGUCAUACUCGACGCCUGAACAAGCAACGAGCGCUUCCUACAUCGCGGAUCAGUGGGAAGACCAGGGUGUACAAUUUACCUACACCUUUGACAAGUACACAGAGCUUGUCGGGCCCUCUAAAGUUAAGCUAUUCAUGUCGACAAACGACAAUGAUGACAUGGAUGUAUACGUCAUCAUACGUAAGCUUGACCGCGAUGGCAAUGCUCUUUUAACGCUCAACGUUCCUCUGGACCAACAGCCACAUGGUACUAGGUUCGAGGAUGUUGACGACUUGAAUCUGUACAAACACAACGGCCCGUCCGGCCGCUUGCGUGCAUCCAAGCGUGCCCUUGGACAAGACCCCAAGCUGUCAGAGGAGCAGCGCGAACGGCAGUUACCAACUGAGCUCUGGCUACCUUAUGACAAGGAGGAGAAGGUACCCCGUGGUGAAGUUGUCGAGCUCGAUAUUCCUAUUUGGCCGGCAGGAAUAGUGUUCGAGAGCGGAGAAUCGAUGCGUCUGGAGAUCAAAGGGCACGACCACCCUCUGCAUGAAUGGCCAAACCUUGGGCCAUUGUUGAAGAAUUUGAAUGUCGGCAAUCACACUGUUCAUGCGAGCAAGGAGUAUCCUUCUCAUAUUGUUCUUCCUCUCAUAUUCUAG
Boeremia exigua is the source of this 1798-nucleotide messenger RNA. RefSeq names its product Alpha/Beta hydrolase protein. The coding region runs from base 233 to 1798 and encodes 521 amino acids. Gene Ontology annotation, molecular function: dipeptidyl-peptidase activity. Lineage: Eukaryota; Fungi; Ascomycota; Dothideomycetes; Pleosporales; Didymellaceae. The transcript is spliced from 6 exons. The record is from RefSeq and is a predicted model, not a curated record.